Chanos chanos (milkfish) is the source of this 2043-nucleotide messenger RNA. Its product is annotated as coiled-coil domain-containing protein 81-like. Gene Ontology annotation, cellular component: microtubule organizing center. The record is from RefSeq and is a predicted model, not a curated record. The transcript has 14 exons. Lineage: Eukaryota; Metazoa; Chordata; Actinopteri; Gonorynchiformes; Chanidae.
AUGACCGGCGUUCUGCUCUCGGUGGUGUCAGAGGCUGAACGGAAUGCCUUUCCAUCUCUCGCCAAGCUUUCUGAGAACGAUGUGGAUAGCAUUUGGUUAAAUGUGUCGUCUUUUAUUGAGCGACAGAUGUCCGUGCAAAAGGUGAGACCAAAUGAUUUACGCAAUAAUCUUGUCAUCUAACAACAAUUUAUUUUACUGGUGAAACUUGCUCCUCAGGGGGUACACAUCGUUGGACUGGGAACUUUCACAUUCUCUCAACAAAAGCUGGAUGUGGGAAACAAGCAUAUUCUCAUCCAGAGACCAAUCUUCCUGUUGUCUGAGAAAUUCUCUCGGUCUUGUGGCCUAAAACAGGUCAAACCUUUAGCUGCAGCAGGGGACGUGCCAGUGGUGAUGCUGAACUUCACCACCUUGGCUGUGGAUAGUCCCUUUGACCGAGACACAGUGGAGGGCUGCGUUCGAGAGACUCUGCUCCUGCUGCGACGCGCUGUGGCCUCUGGACGCUCCGUCCUCUUCACCUUCACAAACAUCGGGAUCCUAUCUUUCCGCCAUAGCAAGGUCAAAAUGAAGUUCUACCGGGACUUCAUCUCGGCCAUGGAUGGCACCGGCCGGCUCCUCAUGGCCCUAAUCAACCGACCGGGAACUAGCAGCUCUCUUGUAUCAGGGAGAGUUUCCAGCCCGCAUAGACCGAGAACAGGUAAUACCAUUGCUCUUCCCAAAAUCUCCACAAAGAGGCCUGAAAACGAGAAAGAGGAGGAGACAUGCUUUUUGCCCUCUGAGCCUGGAGGAGGGGAAGAGAAUGAAGGAGAAAUGGAACGCUCCACACGACCCAAGUCACGACCCAAGUCACGAGCCAAGACGCGUCAGACUUUACCUUUAGCCAAAGUGAAUGGGAUCAGCUCCAUCGAGGACCUGGAAGGAAAGGCUCCAGCCGAAGGUGUGGAGAGCUGUGCUACAACCUCACAGCCAUUAGAGGGCGCCCUUAAAGAAGUUAAGAGGGCAGACGCUUCCCCAAGCCGAGCUUGCCCUGACCAUACGCGUGCCGGGCAGGAGCUGUGUUAUCUGUGCAUGCAGCGUGCCCAGCGUAACAUCCCUGUUUACCUGGCUGAGGAGAGACGGAGACAGGACCUGGAAGAGGAGAGGGUGCUACUCUACUAUCAGCUUCAGAAAGAACAGCAGUACCUACAGAAAGAGCGGGCAGACAGAGUUCAAAUGCGUGUAGAGACCCAGAAAGUGGCAGCAUUCAACCUGGGAGUGGCAGAGGCUCUGAGGGGGAAGAGGGGUGCCCGUCCCUCCGAUUUCCACAGCUCCUACAUAUUCAGAAGCCGCCCGUGUACCCCUCCACGACUGCCUAAACAGCAGCGCUACAUGCAGGAGCUGAUGGAGCAGGCGACCUUGCGCAGAAAUCAGCAUUUCCAGAGCCAACAAGAUCAGGCUACUGUAGACCGUCAGCACCAGGUCCAACUUGCCAACGAGAUUGCUUCACAGAAAGCCAAACGGUUUCACCAGAAGCUUCAAAAGGUCAAGGAGUAUCAGGAUGCUCUAGAUGAACAGAUGGAGCACAGAGAGGAGGGGAUCCCCGCUCGCCAGCCAGAUUCUGACGGGCCCAUUUUUGGGGCGAUGGACUGUAACCCAGUCAUGAUGGCUGAGCAGCGGCAAAGAGCUGAGAUCGUGUUUAAAGAGCAGGUGGACACGGCCAACCAGAAGAGGAGGGAAGCGCUCCUGAACCGUCUGGACGAACUCAAGAGAGAGGGAGAAAUGCUGCAAAGAAACCGCAAGGAGCUGAUGGAGGACAGGAUCGAUCAGUAUGACAAGCUGCAUAAUUUAAGAACGUCUUUAGAGAACACAUGGAGCCACAGCGCAAACCUGAAACACCACCGAGACCAGGAGGAGAAAGAUUUCAUCAGGGCCGGCAGUCAGCUACUAAUAGACCAGUGUCAGCAGUACCGUCGCUGCUACCAGUGUAAGAGACGACCCGAAAACUGUGGAGAAUCCAACAUCUGGAAGGAGUCGCGCUACAUCUCUGGUUUCCGUCUGAUAGUGUAG